CCCACAUUGUGUGUGACAAACGAACUUUGAUCACUGUACUGAGCCCUCCUCUAGAGGCCCUGUAAUAGGAGUAAUGGAGUUCAACACACAGAAAGUGACACUUCUCUGCCUGCUCCUGUUUCUCUGCUGUAUAUUAACAUGCCUUGGGACUCAUGGAGUGUUCCUGAACAGACCAGAGGCAAGUAGAGUACUCCUGCACAGAACACGGCGUGCCAACUCAUUUUUCGAGGAGUUCAAACUGGGAGAUCUCGAGAGAGAGUGUUUGGAGGAGAAAUGUUCCUACGAGGAGGCACGAGAAAUAUUCUCAUUCCCUGAAAACCUGGAAGAGUUCUGGAGGAAUUACGCAGAGGAGGAUCAGUGUGAAUCUGGUCCCUGCAAGAAUGGGGCCACGUGUGUGGACCAGGUCAAAAAUUACAUCUGUGUCUGCCUCCGUGGGUUUGAAGGACGGGACUGUCAUACAGCGGUGCAGGAGUCCUUUGGCUGCUUGUAUAAGAAUGGAGGGUGUGAACAUUUCUGCACGGACGCACCGGGCUCACCCCCCCGAUGUGAGUGCGCCCCAGGCUACACUCUGGGUGAAGAUAACACUUCCUGUCAGCCAGAAGUUCCCUUCCCCUGUGGCAGAGUGGUGCAGUUCAACCCAAGGAUUGUGAAAGGCAAUAUGUGUCCCAAGGGGGAGUGUCCAUGGCAGGCCAUGCUGGAGUAUGAGAAAACGUACAUGUGCGGAGGCAUUAUCCUGGAUGCCGGGUGGGUCCUCACAGCUGCGCACUGCGUGUGGCGUGUCCAGGUGUCUCAGCUGCAGGUCACUGUGGGUGAGCACAUCCGUUUCAAGCCAGAGGGCACCGAGCAGGUGAGAAGGGUGGUGAGGGUAAUCGUCCACCCGAAUUACAACCACUCCUCUGCGGACAGCGAUCUGGCGCUGCUGCGGCUUGAUUCGAAGAUAGCGCUGGGCCUCUACGCCUUGCCCGUGUGCCUCCCACCCAGAGACAGACGCUUUGUCCAGCAGACGCUGGCGGCUGUGCGUAGCUCGGUCGUGAGCGGCUGGGGGAGGCUGGCCCAGGGAGGCCUGGAGUCCGUCAGCCUACAGAGACUGGAAGUCCCGCUCGUCCCGCUGCAGGACUGUCGGGAGCAGACUGGCCUCAACAUUACCGAUAACAUGCUGUGCGCUGGCUUCCCGGAAGGUGGGCAGGACUCCUGCCAGGGCGACAGCGGGGGUCCCCUCGUCACCCGCUACAAGAACACUUGGUUCCUGACGGGUGUGGUGAGCUGGGGGAAGGGCUGUGCCCAGUCGGGUUUCUAUGGCAUCUACACCCGAGUCUCCAAUUUCCUGGACUGGAUCAACAACACUAUGGCCACUGUGUGAGGGGCGUGGCUUGCUCAUGAAGAGGUUCCUCAGCCAUUUCCAAAAAAACAUCCUGUGGAACUCAACGCACCAAAAAUCUUUUGGGAACGUUGUUACCUACCACUGUCCUUUUCUCUCUCUCUCUCCCUCUCUCUCUCUCUCUCUCUCACACACACACA
Molecule: messenger RNA, 1518 nt
Organism: Megalops cyprinoides (Indo-Pacific tarpon)
Lineage: Eukaryota; Metazoa; Chordata; Actinopteri; Elopiformes; Megalopidae
Gene: f7l
Product: coagulation factor VII, like
Exons: 8
Coding region: 74-1360 (428 amino acids)
Biological process (GO): blood coagulation; proteolysis
Cellular component (GO): extracellular region
Molecular function (GO): serine-type endopeptidase activity; calcium ion binding
Source: RefSeq, a predicted model, not a curated record